CGGAGCCGCACGUGUUCCGAGCUCCGGCGCGCGGUAGUGGUUUCCUCAGCUGUGGGUGCCCUCGGUUAGCCAUGGAGGCCCGCAGCGCGGAGGAGUUGCUGGCCCGGGCCGAGCGAGCCGAGGCGGAGAAGCUGCGGCUCAUUACGGUGCACAAGGACCUAGAGCUCGAAUUCGACCUGGGCAACCUGCUGGCCACUGACCGGAACCCCCCGACGGGCCUGCGGCAGCGGAGCGGACCCGGGCUGGAGGCGCAGCUGCGGGGGCUGGCCCGGGACAACGUGCAGCUGCUCAUCAACCAACUGUGGCAGCUGCCCUCGGAGCGCGUGGAGGAGGCGGUGGUGGCCAGGCUGCCCGAGCCCAGCCUGCGGCUGCCCCGCGAGAAACCGCUGCCCAAGCCGCGGCCGCUCACCCGCUGGCAGCAGUUCGCGCAGCUGAAGGGCAUCCGGCCGCGCAAGAAGACCAGCCUGGUGUGGGACGAGGCGAGCAAGCAGUGGAGGCGGCGCUGGGGCUACCAGCGGGCCCGCGACGACACCAAGGAGUGGCUCAUUGAGGUGCCCGGCGGCGCUGACCCCGACGAGGACCAGUUCGCCAAGAGGCUGCAGGCCAAGAAGGAGCGCGUGGCCAGGAACGAGCUGAACCGGCUGCGCAACAUCGCGCGGGCGCACAAGGUGCAGCUCCCCAGCCAGGGAGGCAUGCACCCCACCGGCUACCAGAGCCGGGCCGAGCUGGGCAAAGCCAUGCAGGUGGCCAAGGUCUCCACCGCCUCCGUGGGGCGCUUCCAGGAGCGGCUGCCCAAGGAGAAGCCGCCCCGGGGCCCCGGCAAGAAGCGCCAGUUCCAGCCCAACAUCGGGGACUUCGCGGCCGAGAAGAAGAGUCAGCUGGAGCUGAUCAGGGUCAUGAACAGCAAAAAGCCCAGAAUGGACGUGACCCGGGCCACCAACAAGCAGAUGAGGGAGGAGGACAGGGAGGAGGCCGCCAAGAAGAGGAAGGUGGCCAAGGGCCGCGGGGGCAAGCGGAAAGGGCGACCCCUGGGGCCAGGGGGGAAGGGGAAAGGGGGACCGCCAGGCCCAGGAGGCAAGCGAAAAGGGCGACCGCCGGGUCUGGGGGGCAAGAAAGGACAGCGUCAAGGAGGGAAGAGAAGGAAGUGAUGCAUUUUCCUCUAUAGUGGGUGUUCAGUCGCUGAACAGUCUUGGGAGUGCCUUCUUGGCUCCAGUGGAAUAAGGAAAUAAAGACAUGAUUCCCUGCCCUCCUGAAGUUUGGUGUUAUAUUGUUAAGCACCUAGCUCUGUGGCCCAAAAUUUAAUUGCUUUGGACAUUCCAAAAGAUGAAUGGGGAACACAGUAAUCAAGGAAUAUUUUGUGAAGGAGUUGGGACUUGAGCUUGGCUUGAAAUGGUUUUCUGGACUUUGAAAUUUAAACUGCUUGUAACUUUUGGAGGAGGGGAAUUGUUGAGGAAGGUAUGAAUAUAUUUCAGAUUCUUAGUAAAAGUUUAAUAUUGUGAGUUCAGAAUUAAGUUUAAAAGUAACCAGUUGCAAAGAUUAAUAAAUGUUAAAUUUCU
This is a messenger RNA of Vombatus ursinus (common wombat), 1556 nucleotides long. RefSeq names its product ribosome biogenesis regulatory protein homolog. Gene Ontology annotation, biological process: endonucleolytic cleavage in ITS1 to separate SSU-rRNA from 5.8S rRNA and LSU-rRNA from tricistronic rRNA transcript (SSU-rRNA, 5.8S rRNA, LSU-rRNA); ribosomal large subunit export from nucleus; ribosome biogenesis. Gene Ontology annotation, cellular component: nucleus; nucleolus; preribosome, large subunit precursor. The record is from RefSeq and is a predicted model, not a curated record. Bases 72 to 1148 code for a protein of 358 amino acids. Lineage: Eukaryota; Metazoa; Chordata; Mammalia; Diprotodontia; Vombatidae. Gene Ontology annotation, molecular function: protein binding. The transcript has a single exon.